Prunus armeniaca (apricot) is the source of this 1380-nucleotide messenger RNA. NCBI's taxonomy places the organism in Eukaryota, Viridiplantae, Streptophyta, Magnoliopsida, Rosales, Rosaceae. The record is from the annotation of a GenBank genome assembly.
AUGUCUGAUGGGGCCAUUUGGCAAAUUGGCAAUGGUAUGAAAGUGAAGAUCUGGAGCGAUAACUGGCUGCAUCACAAAACCACCCUGCGUCCCAAGCCUACCAUCACUGUUUCCGGUCCUAUUCCAACGUUGGUUAAUGAUCUCAUUGAUCGUGAUUUGAGAGAAUGGAAUUUGGCAAGCAUUUCAAAUGUCAUUGAUCCUGCUGUUACAAACCUAAUUCGCGUCAUUCCUCUACGCAAUCUCACUCGCGAAGAUACUCUGAUUUGGCCUUGGAAUAAUGAUGGCCUGUUUUCUGUUCGGAGUGGUUACCAUUGGGCAAUGGAAAAUUUGGAGGCUGUGUGUAGUGUGCCGGAACACCACUCCCACCAAGAGGAAAAAAAAUUAUGGAAGUCAAUUUGGAACAUGAAAGUCAUUCCAAAAAUUAAACUUUUUUUCUGGAGGGCUCUGACCAAUUCCCUGCCCACCCUAAGAAACUUGUUUCAUCGUAGAAUAAGGGCUAAUCCAGUUUGCUCUUUUUGUAACUCUAGUGAUGAGUCAGCCGAACAUGCUAUUCUCCUGUGUCCCUGGACUGCUUGUGUUUGGUUUGGUAUCCCUUUAAACUACUGCGUGAAUGCACAAAGCGUAACUUCUUUUGACAGAUGGCUCCAGGGAGUUACUGCCUGCUUGGCUCUUUUUGAAGGGAGGAAUAAGGAAGUUCUUGUCUUGGUGGGUAUUACUUGUUGGGAAAUCUGGAAAGAGAGGUGCUCUGCUCUUUUUGAAGGCCGAUCCCCCUAUCCUUAUUCUGUUAUUAGGAGAGCUCUUUCUUUAUGGGGAGAAAUGUGUCCUACUUUGGAAGCUAUUACAUGUCCUGCUCCCUCAGCUUCUCAUCCCCAUGCUCUCUGGAAGGCUCCUCCUCAACCUUAUGUUAAGGUAAACGUGGAUGGAGCAUGGCACAAGAACUUUAUGCAGGGCGGUGUGGGUUGCUGUCUUCGUGAUUCUGAAGGUAGAAUGUUGGCAGGUUUGAGUAAGGCUUGUCUCAGAAACUCUGCAGUCGAGGUGGAAGCCGAAGCUGUUUUGAAGGGGUUACUGUUAGCAAAAGAGGAAAACUGUCAGAAGAUUAUACUUGAAAGCGAUUCAAUGGAUGUUAUCUCUUGUAUGAGAAACGAAAAUCUGCGUGGCAACUGGAGAAUUAUCCCUCUCAUUUUGGAAAUCAGAAGGCUUUCUUCGUGGUUCAUCUCCAUUAAGUGGGAAUGGAUUUCUUGCCAAGCAAAUCAAGCUGCCCAUGCUGCAGCAGCUCUGUCAAAUAUGAGGGUGCGAACUAUACGUUGGGCCUCACAGCCUCCUCCCUCAUUGGUUCUGGUUUUGGCUAAGGAUGGGUUGCCAUGCCCCCCUAGCAAUUAA